AUGCAACCUGUUGAAGUUGUGCUGAUCGCGUCAGCGGUUGGCGGGGCGGCCGCCAGGGGCCGCCGCCGGGGCUGCUCGGGCCCUUGCCCGCUGCAGCCCUGCUGCCCCGGCCCUGCCGAGGGUGAAGGCCGUGCGACUCCUCUCCGGAGGGAGCAGGGGGUGCUUGUGUUAUGUUUGAAUCAGACGACCAAAGAUGAGGUGAAGGAUACCUUCCAGAAAGCCACAAAGAAAACUGACAAACCCAGGCCAGAGGAGAAGGAUGACCUAGAUGUAACAGAGCUCAGUAAUGAAGAUCUUCAAGAGCAUCUUGUGAAGUAUGGAAUAAAUCCUGGCCCGAUUGUAGCUACUACCAGGAAGCUUUAUGAGAAGAAGCUGUUGAAACUAAUGGAGCAUGGUCCAGAGCUGAAGUCAGCUGUGCCUCUCCCAACAAUCUCUUCCUCUGCUGAGAACACCAGACAGAAUGGAAAUAACGAUUCUGACCAGUACAGUGACAAUGAAGAAGAUCCGAAGACUGAGCUGAGGCUUGAGAAGAGAGAACCACUAAAAGCCAAGGCAAAGGCUCCAGUAGGACUCAAACAGAGAAGAGUUGUGGAACACAACCAGACCUAUUCUCAAGAUGGAGUUACUGAGACUGUCUGGACAAGUGGAUCUUCAAAAAGUGGACCUCUGCAGGCAUUUUCUAGGGAGUCUACAAGAGUGUCAAGAAGAACACCAAGGAAAAGGGUGGAUGCUACAGCACAAUUGCCUGUAGAUGAUGCUGUAAUGUCAGAGAGUACUCCCAUAGCUGAAACUAUACUGACUGCAAGCAACGAGACCCUAGUUGUCAAUAGGGUGUCCGGAAAUUUCAAGCAUGCAGCUCCUACACUGUCAAUCAGUGAGUUCUCAGACAUGCCCAGAAGAACACCAAAGAAACCAUUGAUGACAGCUGAACAAGAAGAGACAGACUGCCAGCAUCAAUACUUUUCUAAUCAUGUGGGCCACAAACAAUCCUGUGAUCUGCUCAACACAGCCAUGAUAGAGGAAACUGAGGAGAGCACUGAAUGCGUUAUGAUACCAAAAGUGACCAGACAGCUGCCAGUAACAAAGGUGCUGGAGAGAACUCAUACAGAAGAGAGACGAGUAGAAAGGGAUAUUCUUAAGGAAAUGUUCCCUUACGAAGUAUCAACGCCUACAGGAAUUAGUGCUAGCUGCCGUAGACCAAUCAAAGGAGCUGCUAGCCGGCCUAUAGAGCUCAGUGACUUCAGAAUGGAGGAAAGUUUCUCUUCCAAGUAUAUUCCGAAAUACGGUACCUCAACAGACAUCAAGUCAGAGAAACCACCAAUAAAAAAGGAACGCUCCAUUCUCCUAUGGAUAAAAAUUCUUCUGCUUGUUGUUGUUUCGGUCUUCUUGUUUUUGGUCUAUCAGUCUAUGGAAACUAAUCAAGGAAAUCCUUUCUCUAAAUAUCUGAAUAUUGUCUCUGGGGAAGGUGCCAAGUGAGUAUCUUUCAGAAAGGCACGCCCGAUUUGGUCUCCUGUUUUUAAUUGUAGAGAACUCUUCUGCCCUCUCAUCGGCUCAAGGACAUCCUACAGAUAAUGUGAUUGGAACCUGAUAAAUGGAGCAAGAUAAUCUAAGUGGACAUCAGUAACUUUCUGGACUUUGGACUAGUAGGAGAUCACUUUGCCAUAGGAGUAACAUUUUUUUAGAUCUUGAACUUUUUGUAGGCUUUAUUUUUUUAAUGUGGACAUCCUUUAAAUUCAUUUUUGAGAAACUGUAUAUUUGUUUUUGUGAGAACUUGGAAGCUGAGAAGGGCAAAAUUGUAGUAAAAUGUGAAGCUGUGUUUUUUUUUAAGCUUUUUCUUUGUACAGAGAAGAGGUUGUACUUUUGUCUCUAUAGAUUAUGGUGGAGGAUCUUAACACAGGUAAUAAAGGGAAAUGCAUUUUUGCAGUAACAGUAAAACUGCAUUUGAUAUCUUUUAACAUAUAGGGGAGAGUACAGCGAUAACCUUUUCUGUAGAUUACUGUAAUUUUUUAGUAAAUGUAACUGUAAACCUGUUUGCAUUUCUGUAAGUCUUAGCAUCCUAUUAGUAACUCUGUUUAAGUGUAACAUCAUUUUUUAAAUGUAUCCCUUCAUUUUAGUGCUUAUAUAGUGUUGUAGGAGCUGAAUACAAAUCCAGUUGGCAACAGAUGUCUUAGAGGAACUUAUUUAUUAGCAAUAUGCAUGGAAAAUAAAUUUUGCAUCAAAUAUAAUUUGCUACUAAAAAUACUUAUUGGGUCAAGGUUGUUGUCUGAAGUAAUUCUAAAUUCUGAAUUUAGCAGUCUUUCUUUAAAAAGCAAGGUCUUUCCAUCACAGCUUGAUAUGAUUAUCUUUGAAUAUCCAUGUAGAGAGGUAUUUCUCAAAGCACGAAAAUUCCAUAUGAAGUCUUAUUCUUAUAUGAAGAGGGCAUUGCUGCAUUUUCUGCUACAGUUUCAUCUUUUAAGGUGAGAUUUACUACUCUUUCAUGCAGUUGAAUAUUUUUUUCUCAGUGGAAGCAUGCUGAAAUACUCUACAUUGUGUAAUUAGUUGAGUGAGCAGCUGACUUCACUACUACCAAUGAAGAGUGAUAAGCAGCAACUUAAAGUGAAUGAAUACAUUUUGGUGUGCUUAAAUCUGCAGCAUACAGAUAUUUGAUCUCAUUGCUUAGUACAAAAUCACAGUAAAUCACACUUUUUAUUCUUAAAGUGCUACUUAUGAAAAGCUGAGGACAUUAGUUAAUGGAGUCUGUACCUUUUUGCUGUUGCCACAAUGUUAAUGCUUAGACUGUAGCCAUGGGGAAACUCUUCUUUCUGUGAACUUUGGGAUAAACAUGGUUAUUGUUAGCAAAGCAAUAUGUUUUCUUUCUGUUAAGAUUUUUUUUUUUCUUUUAGACCUGUCUUUUGAGUAAUCUAAAUAGCUAAAACUUGUGUCCAUCCUAUAGAAGAUUGUAACAAGACAUUCACUUUUGGUGUCAAAAUGCAGAAAAAUAAAAGUGAUAUUAAUGUG
Struthio camelus australis is the source of this 2997-nucleotide messenger RNA. The record is from RefSeq and is a predicted model, not a curated record. NCBI's taxonomy places the organism in Eukaryota, Metazoa, Chordata, Aves, Struthioniformes, Struthionidae.